Molecule: messenger RNA, 7163 nt
Organism: Seriola aureovittata
Lineage: Eukaryota; Metazoa; Chordata; Actinopteri; Carangiformes; Carangidae
Gene: camsap2a
Product: calmodulin regulated spectrin-associated protein family, member 2a
Exons: 19
Coding region: 475-4917 (1480 amino acids)
Biological process (GO): cytoplasmic microtubule organization; neuron projection development; negative regulation of microtubule depolymerization
Cellular component (GO): microtubule minus-end
Molecular function (GO): calmodulin binding; spectrin binding; microtubule minus-end binding
Source: RefSeq, a predicted model, not a curated record
AGAGCCACAGUGCGGCAGGAAAACCGCACCGCGGCACCAAGAGAUUGAAUUGAGGAGGGAUUGCUAAACACGUAGGUUAUCCAUACCAGAAUACAUGGACAUGAAAGGCAGAAGCCGUCUGCCACCAAAGAACCCAAAGAAUGGAAAUUUCUCUGUUUUCAUUCCGGUCAAAGAGCAGUUUUUCCUCUGAAAUCCAAGGAAACCUUUCCAGCUUGGUCCGACGGAGCCCAUUUGAACUGGUAGGGAGCAGAAUGGAUGGAAAACACCAAGACUAGCGAUUCAUUGUGUCAACAAGACUGAAAAAUACGAAAACGCAGCCAGCCUACCAUUUCAUGACUGAAAGAACCUGUAAAUAAUCUGCGGAAAGACACCGCAGCUUUUCAAUUUACAGUUCAAUUUAUUGUUUUCCCAGUAGUGGGAUGCUUUGGCGUUGUGUUGCUUCCUAGGGUCUAACAGUACAAUUAAGGGAGAAAUAUGGGUGAAGUUCAGGACGUCAGGGAUGUUCAGAAGACAUUCGUUGCUCCAGCAAUAAAGUCUUUUGAGCACUAUGACUUCCCCCGAGCCAAAAUCUGUUGCAGCCUCACAUGGCUGGUGGCCAAAGCGUACGGGACAGACAGCAUCCCAACAGACUUGAAGGAUCCCUUCUACACAGACCAGUAUGAGCAGGAGCACCUGAAGCCUCCCGUGACCAGCCUCCUGCUGUCUGCAGACCUCUACUGCAGGGCCGGCAGCCUCAUCCUGAAGAGCAACGCCGCCAAGCCUCUGCUGGGCCAUGAUGCCGUGAUCCAGGCGCUGGCACAGCGUGGACUCUACAUCACCGACCAGGAGAGACUGGUCACUGAGAGGGACCUUCGGAAGAGGCCUCUACAAAUGAGCGCCCAUCUGGCAAUGAUAGACACUUUGAUGAUGGCGUACACAGUGGAGACUGUGAGUGUGGAGAAGGUGAUGGCCUGCAUUUGUCAAUAUUCAUCCUCUAACCCUGAUGUGGAAACACCGUAUGACACAGAAGAUGCAGUGACCACCUGGAUCAACAAGGUAAAUGAAUAUCUGAAGGACAUUGUGGCUCAGGAGCAGAGGAAGAAGGAGACGCAGAGUGCUGAGCCUGCUGGGAGUCCUCGGUCUCCAACCAAGUGGUACAUGAAGCUUGUGCCUGCUCGGUACAGGAAGGAGCAGGCCUCGACCCAGCCAGUUCCCUGGAUCCCCCCAGUGGACAACCUGCUGAAAGACAGCACAGACGGCUCGGCCCUGGGCGCUCUGCUGCACUUCUACUGCCCUCAGCUGCUACAACUGGAUGAUGUCUGUCUGAAGGAGAACAUGGCGCUGGCUGAUCGGCUGUACAACCUGCAGCUCAUCCAAGACUUCUGCAAAGACAACCUGAACAGCUGCUGCCACUUCAGCCUGGAAGACAUGCUCUACGCCUCCUCCACCGUCAAGAAUAACUAUCUGGUGUUCAUGGCAGAGCUGUUUUGGUGGUUUGAGGUGGUCAAGCCGUCUUUUGUGAAACCAAGAACGCUGGGCAACGAAGGCACAGAUCCCUCUUCCUUGUUGAAGAGUAUUCCAGCCAUCCCCAUCUCCAAGGCAACUAAGAGAAGCUUCAUGGAAAGAUCCCCCAGUCCUGAAAGACCCAGUUUGCCCCUCCGACCCCAGCCUAGAAACUCAGGAGAGAUUAAGAGGUCAACCUCAAUGUCCUUUGUUGAUGGCAAUCUCGGCACCUGGCCUAAAGAGAAAAGAUCUGGGCCUUAUGGAGUGUCUUUUGACAUCCCCUUUGACAAAGAGGACUCUGCUCCUGCCCCUCUUUCCUCCACACGUGGCAUGGUCAGGUCUGUCAGCACCGAUGACGGUUCUGGUUUCAAGGUCCACCACCUGCCCCGUGGAAUGAAGCGCAACUUAUCUUUCCAGCCAGUGAAUGGUCAGAGUAUGGGCAUUGAGGAGGAGGGCUGCCCAGACAGCAUAGCUGGUAUGGAGCCUGGCAAGCAAGCUUAUCCCAACGGACAUGGGAGUGUCAUGUCAACAACUCCCUCCAUGGAGGAAGCCCUGCAGAUUAUCCAUAGUCCUAGCAGGCCCCCAGUGGAGGGCAUCAACAACGGUUUCUUCCUGCACAGUCAGUCUACUGUUGGUGGCUUAGAGCCGGUGUCAGAGGUGGACUCCAAAGGACCUCUGAGCACCACAGACACCACAGAGGUGGACACUGGGAUCCAUAUCCGAACAGAGGACAUGCUAGAUGAGGAUUCCUCUCUGAAAGACUGCUCCGUGAACAUGGAGCUGGAUAUGGAUACGCCAAGCCCUUGCCCAAGCAGCCAGAGCAAAUCCCCCACAGGGGUGAAGUUGACCAGCUUUGCUGAACAGAAGCUGAAGAAGAUCAAUCCAUCAGCGCCAGACUCAGGGAGGGGCAGCAGCAGCUCCCUCAAGACCACUCCUGAGGGCUCUGAGUUUGGCCUCCCGUUAUCUGUCUCCUGGGCCCCAACCCCUGAGCACAGCCCCAUCCAUCAACCAACCAAAUCACCCCUUACUGCACAAGCAUCACCAACACCUGUCCAGCUUCCACCCAAUGACCCUGCUCAGGUCAUGGCUACAGAGAUGGUACAGCUGAGGAUGAGGCUGGAGGAGAAACGGAAAGCCAUUGAAGCACAGAAGAAGAAAGUGGAGGCUGCUUUUACAAGACAUCGGCAAAAGAUGGGUCACUCGGCGUUUCUCAAUGUGGUAAAGAGAAAAGGGGAUGGGGCUGCCAGUGGAGAGGAAGGAGGGAAAACUGAGGGAGAAGGCAAGGCAGCAAGCACAAGUCCCGUCUUUAAAUUUGGAAGGAGCAAAGCAGACACACCUGAUGGGGCAGAACAAAGCAACACAGCCUCCUGUUGGACAAAGUCACCCGUUGCAGGAGAGGAGGGUGGACAAAGUCCUGCUCAGCUAACUGAGGUGGACCUCACAGAGUAUACGCGUUCUAUUGAGAAGCUGAACCACUCAUUAGCAUUCCUCCAGACUGAAAUGCAGCGACUUGCUCAGCAGCAGGAAGUCAUCAUGGCCAUGAGGGAGCAACAACAUCAGCAGGCGUGGGUCAUCCCUCCUUCACAUACAAACCCCUCACCGCAAAAACACAGUCGAUCCGGAGCUGUUACUCGAUCCUCAGGACCCUCCUCUCCUGCUGACUCCCCUCGUUCCACCCACCGCUCUCCAACCAGCAUCAAACGAAAAUCUGCCUCCUUCCACUCACGUAAUCCCCGCACUGCUCGUCCCACCGAGCUCAAGCUAGCCCCCUACAAUCGAGUCCUAACCGCCCCCCAAUCAGUAGAUAGCAUCCCAAGGCUGCGUCGAUUUUCUCCCUGCCAGCCUUUGGCAAGUUCCUUCGUUUACAUGGGAGAGAAACCAGCAACCGCCAAUCCGGAGACAGCAGCUCCAGAUGGAGAUAAAAACAAGGAGAUUGAUUCCCUCUUUUCCCCAGAGAGGGACCUUGCCAGUGUAUGUGUAGCCAGCCCCCCCCCCAGCUCCCCCACCAUGCAGAACAAAAGAGGGAAAACAGAAGUAGAUUCAAAUGCCAAAACCCAGGAAACAGAGGCUCACAACCAAUCCAAGAUCACUGCCGUUCACAAAUCAGUUGUAGAUGUCAAACCUACCAUAGAGUCAUCAUUCCCUGAGGUGCUGGCCCACCCUGUGGUAGAAACCUUCACACUGACACCCACAGAGAUCCCUCCCCAGCCAGAAGCUUCAGGCCAAGCAAAGAGCAGCUUGAUUGAGGUUCCUCUUUCAGUCGUGAAACCACUGGAGGACCUGAUCCUUGAUGAUGGUUUGGAGAUGCAGCAGGGAAAUGCGGAAGGCCUGGAUGAGGAGCAGAAGAUGUGUCGUGGUUUCUUCUUCAAGGAGGACGGAAAGGCUGAGGAGAACAUGGCUCAGAAGAGAGCAGCGCUGCUGGAGAAAAGGAUGAGGAGGGAGAAGGAGAGCCAGCAGAGGAAGAUGCAGCAGGAGGCUGAGCUGGAGCAAAAGAAAGAGGAAGCUCGACUGAAAGCAGAGGAGGAGCGUCUCAGGAAGGAGGAGGACAAGGCCAGGAGGGAGUUCAUCAAACAGGAAUACCUCAGGAGAAAGCAGCUCAAACUGAUGGAGGACAUGGACACCGUCAUUAAACCUCGACCAGCCGGUGGCACCAAGCAGAGGAGGGGCAGGCCAAAGUCCAUCCACCGUGACAGCAUGGACUCCCCCAAAACCCCUGUCAGAGCUGCCACAGGUUCACGCCAACGUGUCUUUUCAGUCUCCAGCUUGUCCCUGGCUUCCCUCAACCUGGGAGACAGCGACAGCGUUCAAUCUGAGAAGAGAACACCAAGAAGUGCUAGUUUAGCCUCUGGCAGUCUCCUCCACUUUCUGAGCUCUCCUAAACUGAGAAGGAGAAGGCCUGACUCUGCAGAUGGCUUCCUGUCCCCGAGCCGCUCCAGCAGCAGGAAUGGAGAGAAGGACUGGGAAAAUGGAUCCACAACCUCCUCUGUGACAUCCAACACAGAGUACACUGGACCGAAGCUCUACAAAGAACCCAGUGCCAAGUCUAACAAGCACAUCAUCCAGAAUGCUCUGGCCCACUGCUGCCUCGCAGGCAAGGUCAAUGAGGGGCAAAAGAACAAGAUCCUGGAGGAAAUGGAGAAAUCAGAAGCCAACAACUUCUUAGUGUUGUUCCGUGAUGCCGGCUGCCAGUUCCGCUCCCUCUACACUUACUGCCCCGAGACGGAAGAGAUCAACAAGCUGACAGGUAUUGGCCCCAAGAGCAUCACACGCAAGAUGAUCGAUGGCCUGUACAAGUACAACUCGGACAAGAAGCAAUUUAGUCAGAUACCAGCCAAGACCAUGUCGGCCAGCGUGGACGCGGUGACGAUCCACAACCACCUCUGGCAAACCAAGAAGCCAGCCACCCCUAAAAAAGUAGUGCCUGCCCUGUCCUAAUGGAACUUGUUACCCCAAACAUCACCAUUUCCCCCUCGAAUGGAACAUACCCAUUUCAAUUUGCACUUCAUUGUACAUAUCCAUAAAGAUUCAAACACCUGCAAUGCCAAUUAGAUGAAUGCAUAUAUGUCUUUUUCAUGUUUGUUUUUCCUCUCAUUGCAUUCCUGUCCUUCUUUCUUCUCCUUACUCUGGACCGGACAUGAUAGGACUCAAAGAUUAGGAGCAACUGGAAUGUAUGCCACUGUUGAAGAAUGAUGUAAAUGCUUAUCACUUCUGUGUUUCUAGAGACUGUCACGUUUAAGUCAGUUCACGAAGGCAUGUAUGAGUGUUCUUCUUGUUUCCUAUGUGCCAAACGUCAAAAAAAAGAGACAGUAUGAAUGCUAGGACAUUUUACUCGGUACAGUGAAGCACUGAAUGUUUUUAAUUCAUGUACAGAUUGAUUUUUGUUUGCAUUAUCCUGUUGAUGUGUGGCCUUAUGCUUGUUUUGUUUUAGCGUGUGCGAGUGCAAUGAGAUGGUUGUAAAGCAGCGUAUAUACUGAGGCUCUUUUUGUAUUUGGAGGAACAUGUUUUUUCUUCAUCGCCGUGGGUAAAACAGUUUGUAUAUUAAGGUACGUAAAAACUACAGAGGGCCAAAAAACUAAUUGCAUACAGCUAGGAUCAGCCACAUGGUACACGUGUGUUCAGCUCAACAAAGCCAAGCGGUUUCAGCUUUUUCAGAACCCUUUUUGAGAAGGUGAUUUUAAAGAAUGCAGGACGUUACUCUAGGUCACUGGUUCUCAACCUCUGGGUCUGGACACCUUCAGAAGAUUUGAGCUAUAAUAUACAAUGUGUGAAAAACAUAUUUCUAAUAUACAAAUAUGCUAUCAUGUUAUCAUGUUAUGAUACAUUUCUUUUUCUCGUAAGUAGUUGAAACUUUAAAACUUAAACCAAUAAUUUAGUAAAACUAACCCUUGUAGCAUCAGAGUUGACCUGGUGGUUUGCUGGCACUCACAGCGGGGCUUUACAUGGAAGCAUUGCUUCAGACAAAAAGGUUGAGAACCAGUGUUGUAGAUCACUUUGUUGCUGGUUCACAGCAGGUUUGUGAACAAAUAAAAACACCUCAGUAUUAUUUCUUCUGUAUUUUGAAAUGCUGACCACUGCACCAUGUAGAAACUUUGCAGUAUAUUAAGAUAAUGCACAAUCACACACUCAGCCACUGGUAUCAGGAACAUGACUAAAAUCCAAGACAUAAUGACACCUAAGAUGUAUUUCUCUUUAUAUCUAUAUCAGGAUUUAAAAUGAAAUCUUUGUGCUAGUACUCUCUUGACAGUAUUCAAUUCAAGAUAACACACUACUCAUCUUAAUAAUGUCUGCACUCAUCAAGCUUUAAGGCACUUCAGGUCCAUCAAGCACCAAAAUGUAGUUGACAUAGUGCACACACAAAGUCUAGAUUUCUGAUUAGUUAAAAAUCAAUUGCUCUGUUAUUAAAGAAGCCAGUCAUGCAUCAGUGAGUUACUGUCUGACUCAUUAAAAAUGGCCACACUGUUACAAAAUGGCUGUCAUUUUCAACACAUCUGUGCAUCAGUUGUUCUUUUGUCACACAAAUGUGUGUUAACCCAAACUAAACAUUAUCUGAGUGUGUAUUAGCAGCAUCUGUCGCAUAUGAAUGGAACAUGUCCUAACCAGGCCAGGUUAGAUUUCUUUGUUUUUCCUAUUAUUGGGAGAAUGAAUCUCACAGAAUAAUGCAUGGCAGAAUGGGCAGAUCCUUGUUGCUGCAUACGGGUAAGAGACUCGCUACAGGGUUUCAUUGGUGUCAGCAACAUGUUCCUUUUGCCACAGAAUGUCAAGUCAACACCAUUCGAAGGUAUGAUUUCCAACAAAUCAAAUCUGCCAACAUGGUGCUUUGCUUUUCAACUGGGGGGGGGGUAUUUAUGACCAAAAGAGAGCAUAUACAUGUCUUUGAAAAUGUAAAACAAUAUGACAGUGUGAAGAAGUGAAGAAGUUUCUUUGUUGUUUAUUGAAAGGAUUUGUCCACAGAAAGCUCUGUCCACCUGCUUUUGGCUGUUUAAGGCCAAGGGAAAAGAUUAUUUAAAGUGUAAUGAUAUUGUACAGUGUGUUCAUGUGCGCUCAUACCUAUUACUAUGAUGACCUUGUUUUGUUUGUCAGACACUGUGCUGUCAUUCAACAUAUUGCUGAACAUGUAGUUUAAUUUUUGUUUUUGUUUUUUUUCCUUUUAGCAUUUAAUAAACUUAAGCAUGGCCUCAGCA